Molecule: messenger RNA, 1732 nt
Organism: Anopheles funestus (African malaria mosquito)
Lineage: Eukaryota; Metazoa; Arthropoda; Insecta; Diptera; Culicidae
Gene: Rpn10
Product: 26S proteasome non-ATPase regulatory subunit 4
Exons: 2
Coding region: 246-1481 (411 amino acids)
Biological process (GO): proteasome-mediated ubiquitin-dependent protein catabolic process
Cellular component (GO): cytosol; nucleus; proteasome regulatory particle, base subcomplex
Molecular function (GO): polyubiquitin modification-dependent protein binding
Source: RefSeq, a predicted model, not a curated record
CCGUCAAAGGCAUUCUGCUGAAACGUCAGUUCGGUCAUUACGAAGCAUUUUGCGUCUGGAAUAUUAUUGCUAUUUUUCGUCUGAACGAUUGGGAAAGUGUUGGCGCAGAUUGUUGUUUUCAUACAAUCCUCCUUAAAAAGUUGUUAAUUUCACACGUUCCAACAAAAGUUCACAUCGAAGAAGCAACAUUCGCAACAAAGCAAUUUCGAUCGAAAUCACGCACAACCUACAGUAACAGCGUCAAGAUGGUGCUGGAAAGUACAAUGGUUUGUUUUGAUAAUAGUGAUUAUCAGCGAAAUGGUGAUUACUUCCCGACCCGACUGAAUGCCCAAAAAGACGGUGUGAAUCUGGUCUGCUUGUCGAAGGUGCGCUCGAACCCGGAGAAUAAUGUUGGUUUGAUGACGCUUUCCAACACAACGGAGGUACUGGCGACGCUGACCAGUGACGUUGGGCGCAUCUUGUCCAAGCUACAUCUGGUCAAUCCCAACGGAAACAUCAAUCUAAUGACCGGACUGCGUAUCGCGCAUUUAGUACUGAAGCACCGUCAGGGCAAGAACCACAAGAUGCGUAUUGUCGUGUUUGUAGGAUCACCGGUAGAGCACGACGAAGGCGAACUGGUAAAACUGGCCAAAAAGCUCAAAAAAGAGAAAGUAAACGUGGAUAUUGUCAGCUUUGGUGAUCAUCAGAAAAAUAACGACACGUUUACGUCGUUUAUUAACGUGCUGAACGGUAAAGACGGUACCGGCUCCCAUCUGGUGUGUGUCCCGCGCGGUUCCGUAUUCUCCGAAGCACUCAUUUCAUCGCCCAUCAUACAGGGCGAGGAUGGUAGCGGUGGGGCCGGUUUGGGUGGAGCUGGAUUCGAGUUUGGCGUUGAUCCGAACGAAGAUCCCGAGCUGGCCCUUGCAUUGCGCGUUUCGAUGGAAGAGCAGCGGCUACGCCAGGAAGAGGAGCAGCGCCGGGCCACGGCUAACAGUGCCGCUGAUGGUACGGCCGCUGCCGGUGGUGAUAAGGAAGCGUCCGGUGCGACCGCAGGAACAGCCGGUGCAUCGUCCAGUGCUGGUGCAGCACGUGCCGCCGGUUCGGAACCGCACGCCGAGGAAGCAAUGCUGGAACGUGCGCUGGCACUGUCGACGGGCGAAAUAAUGCCGACGGACGAUUCGAUGCCGGACUUUGCAAACAUGACGGAAGAGGAGCAAAUCGCGUUCGCGAUGCAAAUGUCAAUGCAGGACGCUCAGGAACCAAUCUCGCAGCCGGCCAAGCGGCAGAAGCAGGAGAAGGACACACCGAUGGAAGUGGAUGUAGACGAUAACGAGAUCGUCGGCGUUUCGCCCGAAUACUUGAUGAGCGUGCUGGAGAACCUGCCUGGCGUUGAUCCUCAAUCGGAAGCGGUACGCAAUGCGGUCGGUUCGCUGAACAAGGAUAGCAGCAAGAAGACCCAGUCCGACAGUAAGGAUAGUAAGGAGGAUGAGAGCAAAAAGUAGACACGUUCUUUGCCGGGCUCUUUUGCCUUUUUUCUUUGUUCCGUUCGGGUUCACUCGGGAAGCUGGAGGAGGAUGUCCCGUACUAAAUUACUAGAUAAGAUUGAACCACAAUUAUGUACGGAUUCGAUAUCCUUUCCUUACUAUUCAAAUCGCUUUGUAAAAUCAUGUUUUCACGGACCUAACGGCCAAUGCGAUAAUGUCAUAGAAUAUGUACUGUACUGAAAUGAAAACAGGAAUUACCUACAGCUCCA